This is a messenger RNA of Sparassis crispa, 2517 nucleotides long. RefSeq names its product Pre-mRNA-splicing factor CEF1. The transcript is spliced from 9 exons. NCBI's taxonomy places the organism in Eukaryota, Fungi, Basidiomycota, Agaricomycetes, Polyporales, Sparassidaceae. Gene Ontology annotation, cellular component: Prp19 complex; spliceosomal complex. Gene Ontology annotation, biological process: mRNA splicing, via spliceosome. The record is from RefSeq and is a predicted model, not a curated record. The coding region runs from base 1 to 2517 and encodes 838 amino acids.
AUGGUCCGCAUCAUUAUCAAAGGAGGUGUAUGGAAAAACACCGAAGAUGAAGUACUCAAGGCAGCCAUCGCAAAAUAUGGCAAGAACCAAUGGGCGCGCAUAUCCUCCCUCCUCGUCCGCAAGACCCCCAAGCAGUGCAAGGCACGUUGGUACGAGUGGCUAGAUCCCUCAAUCAAGAAAACAGAAUGGUCCAAGACGGAAGACGAGAAGUUGCUCCACCUGGCGAAGCUGAUGCCGACUCAGUGGCGCACCAUCGCCCCCAUUGUCGGCCGCACGGCUACGCAAUGUCUGGAGCGCUACCAGAAGCUGCUGGACGAGGCGGAGGCGAAGGAGAACGAGGAGCUUGGCCUUGCGGGUCCUGGUGAUGAAGCGGGUCCCAGCGCGGACGACGUCCGGCGGUUGCGGCCAGGAGAAAUCGACCCUGAUCCGGAGACGAAGCCUGCGCGACCUGAUCCAAUAGACAUGGACGAAGACGAGAAGGAAAUGUUGUCGGAGGCUCGCGCGCGUUUAGCUAAUACACAGGGUAAGAAGGCGAAGCGGAAGGCUCGUGAACGCCAGCUGGAGGAAGCUAGACGGCUGGCCGUGCUGCAGAAGAAAAGAGAGUUGAAAGCAGCGGGUAUCAUCAUGCGUCAUAAGACAAAGAAGAAGGGGAUGGAUUACAAUGCAGACAUCCCCUUCGAGAAGAAGGCCGCACCUGGUUUCUACGACACCUCGGACGAACAAGCGCGCGCGACAACAGCACCCGUUGGCCAGACCCUCCGUCGCCUGGAGAACAAGCGCAAGCCAGAAGACGAAGAAUCUGAGCGGAAGAAGCGCCAACGCAGGGCGGCGGAUGGCAAGGAGGGCGGCAACGCUCCGCAUCAAACGAAAUUCAUCGCUGCGAGAGAUGCGCAGAUCCAGAAACUCAAGGAGGCUGAGUCGAUUGGGAGGCGACGGAAGCUGGUGCUCCCUACAGCUCAGGUAGGGGAGGCUGAGUUGGAGGACAUCGUGAAGAUUGGUCAGGCUGGCGAAAAUGCGAAAGCGCUCGUAGGUGGCAGCGACGCCAAUGCACGAUUGCUGAGCGAGUACGAGGGCUUGGAGAGAGCUCGCAUGGCACGGACACCUCGAACUGCUCCUCAACAUGACAACGUAAUGUCUGAGGCUCGCAAUUUGCGGAACAUGAUUAUUGCGCAAACGCCAUUACUCGGUGACGAGAAUACACCUGUACAUACUGACCCCACAGGCGGAACAGGCUUCGAGGGCGCUACUCCCCGACACCAGGUCGCUUUCACGCCGAACCCUCUCGCGACUCCCCUCCACGUUGGAGCAAAUGGAGCUCCAGGAGCGACGCCACUAGAGAUUCAAGCCACUCCUGGGUCGACGCUGAUGCGCACGCCUAUGCGAGACACGCUCAGUAUCAACCCCGAGGGAUACUCCGCCGUCGGGGAAACGCCGCGCGACCAGCGCCUGCGUACGACAUCCGCGAAACGUGCACUCAAGGCAGGCUUUAUGAGCCUCCCUAAGCCUGAGAACAACUUUGAACUUCUUGUCCCUGAGGACGAGGAGGUUGAAGAAACAGAGGGCGUCAUGGCGGAAGAGGACUCAGGCGAUCGGGAUGCUAGACUCAAGCAGCUGCGUGAAGAGGAAGAACGGAAGGCAUUGGCUCGGCGGACGCAAGUAGUGCAACGCGGACUUCCCCGGCCUGCGACGGUGGAUGUGGUUCGCCUGUUGGAGGACCUUUCAAUCACGGAAAGCGAGGGGGCCGAGUUGGCUCCCGCGGAAAAGCUGGUGCACGCGGAGCUGGCAGAUUUGCUGCAGCACGACUCAAUUGCGCAUCCUAUUCCUGGCACCUCACGACCCGGCGGCACACUGUCGACUUAUGUGAUCCCUGGGGAUGAUGACAUCGCAGCGGCAAAGUCUGCGAUCUACGCGGAGUUCGCGACAUCUCUGGGCUAUCCCGACGCGAAGGAGGAGCAGCUGAAACAGGGCGUCACGGUACUGGCGGGCUUGGAGGAGGUGGACGACACGCUGUCGUGGCCGCACAUCCGGCGGCAGCUCGUCUUCGACGCGAGUUCAAGAAUAUGGGUUGAGCCGAGCUCGCUCCCGGUGGUGGCACGCAUCGCGGGGUUCAGUGUAUUGCUGGACGAGUGCCGGGAAACGAUGACGAAGGAGGCGGGCAAGGCGGCGAAGGCGGAGAAGAAGCUGAACGUGACGCUGGGGGGAUACGAGUCGCGGUCGAAGGGCCUGUCGAAGCGGAUCACAGACGCGUUCUCGGAGAUGCAAAAAGUGAAGGUGGAUUACGAGAGCUUUGUGCGGCUGCGGACCAACGAGUCGGCGACGGGGCCUGGACGGGCAUCGGCGCUGAAGGAGGAGGUGGAGAAGCUUGAGAGGCGGGAACGGCUGCUGCAGGAGCGGUACGCGGAGCUGGAGGCGGAGCGUAGGGAGUCACAGGCUCGUGUGGCGGUGCUCGAGGAGAGGGUUAUGGCAGAAGCCGAGGCCCUCAACGAGGCGGCGCUUGCGGAGGUAGAGGAAGCUUAG